AUGUCUACGACAUAUGUCGAUUUUGUCAAUGCUACAUUGAACAACAAUCUAACAAUAAUAGCAUCAUUACCAACAACAAUAACAUCAACAAUGCCUGUUUGGAUACGUAUAUUAAUUUUAGUAUGUAUGGUAUUAAUCGAUAUAAGUGUAUUUUUGGGUAAUUUACUUGUUAUAUGUGCUUUUUUUCGCACACGUCGUUUACAAACAGUGACAAAUUAUUUUAUAGCAUCAUUAGCAUUUGCUGAUGCCUUAGUUGCAAUGUUUGUUCUUCCAUUCAGUAUUUAUUAUUAUCAACGUGAUCGUUCAUGGAAACUUGGGUUAAUUUUAUGUGAUUUAUGGGUAUCAUCUGAUGUACUUUUAUGUACUUCUAGUAUACUUAAUUUAACUUGUAUAUCUGUUGAUCGUUAUAUGGCUAUAACAAGACCAUUAACAUAUACAGCAUAUAGAUCGAAAUUUCUUGCUCGUGUUAUGAUUUUACUUGUGUGGAUAGUUUCAGUUGUUAUUACAUGUCCACCUAUAUUUGGUUGGCGUGAUUCAAAUAGACAACAUACAGUCGAACAUGAACAUAGAUGUGAAUUAAAUACAGCACGAGGUUAUGUUGUCUAUUCAGCACUUGGUUCGUUUUAUAUUCCAGCUGUUAUUAUGGUAUUUGUAUAUAUACGUAUAUUUAUGGUUGUAUAUGAUCGUGAAAAUUUAAUUCAUAAAUUUCAUGAUAAUAAAAAUAAUACAUCUAUACAAUUACCUUCAAAAAUAAAUCAAAAUGGUUUGAUAAAUAUUAAAAAUUCUUCCGAUGGUACAAAUGAUACUAAUAAAGAUCUAACAUGUAUAACUAAGAAACCUUUUUGUUGUUGUUUGUGUUUUCGAAAAAACUCUCGGAAAAAUAAUUCAAUUAUAACUCAUCAAACAUCAUUAUCACCAUUUAAUAAUAAUUGUUUAAGUACGGAACGGAAACAAAAUGGUUACCUUAUUUAUCGUUUUACAAAUAAUAAUAAUAAUAAUAAACACCGUAGCGGUUCAUAUUCAACACCAAAUACUCCACCAUUAACAUCAAAAGCAACAGCAACAGCAGCAACAACAACAACAACAACAAAAAUAUUUUGUCGUCCAUGUACACUAUCAACAAGAAAAUUAACACGUUUGUCUGAAGAAACUUAUCAUUAUCGACGUAAUUAUUUAUCGCAUAUUGGCGCUGCAUAUCAGUUUCGUUCAUGCGAUUCACCAUGUUAUGAAUUAAAAACAUUUCAAAAUUCAUUACCAUCAUUAAUUAAAUGUCGAUCACAUUCAUUUGAACGAUCAUCAACAAGUAAUCAAUGUGAUUUCAAUACAGAACUAAAUCAAAAUCAACAAUUAAAAACUUCAACUAUACAUAGUUCAACAUAUUUUAAAGAAAAAAAACAAAAUGAAAUCGAUAGUAUAUUAUUGUCUAACAAAGAUAAUAAUAUAUCUCUAAUUGGACAUUCACAUAAAAUAGCUCGAUCAUUAAACGAAUUAACAAAUGAUAUAACACAAUUAUCAUUGAAUGAACAAACCAAAACAUACGGAUUAAAUUAUCCAAAUAAUUUAACAAAAUCUUCAUCGUACAUCGGACAACGUUUAAUGCAUAAUCCAACAGAUCCUAAUGUUCAUGAACAUAAAUCUAUACCUGAACAAACUCGUAUAAAUCGACGAACGAAACCUUCACGUUUAACAAACCUACCACCGUCUGCAAUAUUAGUUAAAAAUUUUAAACAACAAUAUAAACUUACAAAAAAUACUAAUACUAACACUAAUAAUAAUUCAUCAAUUAAAUCUAACCAAUCAAUACCAUCAAUACGUCGUACAAAUGAAAAUGAUAUGAAUAAUUCAAAUCAUUCUUGUUGUUACUGUUAUUCCUGUUUAAAACCAUUAAACAAUUUUUAUGAAAAUAAGAAAACAAAAAUUUAUAAUUCUACACCAAAACAAUCAUUAACAAAUGAUGAUGAUGAUGAAGAUGACAAAUUAUCUUCCAAUGAUACAAAUCAUCGUGCAACAAUGAUGAUGACAUCAAAUACAAGUUUACGUGCUAUGGAAAAUUCAAAUCAUAGUAAUUUAUUAUCAUCAUGUCAUCAUCAUCAAUCUACUAGUGGAAGUACACAGAAUCCAUCACAUGAUGUCAAUCGUCGUGAACGUAUUCGUUUUAUGAAAGAACAAAAAACAGCUAAAACCUUAGCUGUUGUUGUUGGUGGUUUUAUUCUUUUUUGGUUACCAUUUUUUAUUAUGUAUGUUAUACCACCAGAAACAUAUUCAUUUAAUGUUCAGACAGUUACAUUAAUAACAUGGCUUGGAUAUUUUAAUUCUGUUAUUAAUCCAUUUAUUUAUGCCUAUUGUUCAAAACAAUUUCGUAUGGCUUUUUGGAAUAUAACAUUUGGUAUGUGUAUUGAAAGAUCCAAUGGUUUAUCACCAAUAUCAGUGAAAAAUAAACAAUUACGUCGACAUUAUACGAAUGGAUGA
Rotaria sp. Silwood1 is the source of this 2469-nucleotide messenger RNA. Lineage: Eukaryota; Metazoa; Rotifera; Eurotatoria; Philodinida; Philodinidae. The record is from the annotation of a GenBank genome assembly.